Messenger RNA from Scylla paramamosain (green mud crab), 5453 nucleotides. RefSeq names its product BTB/POZ domain-containing protein Tiwaz-like (gene twz). The transcript has 7 exons. Lineage: Eukaryota; Metazoa; Arthropoda; Malacostraca; Decapoda; Portunidae. The record is from RefSeq and is a predicted model, not a curated record. Gene Ontology annotation, biological process: protein homooligomerization. Gene Ontology annotation, molecular function: protein binding. Bases 283 to 1164 code for a protein of 293 amino acids.
GUUGUGUCUGCCUCAGUGCUCAGUUCUGUUGGUCGUGUUCUGCUGGGGGACGGUGCCGCCUCGCCCUGUGCUCCGUCGUGUUCUGCUGGCCCGCUAGCCGCUGCUGUGCGUCUGCUUAGCGUGUCUGGACCCUUCCGCGGCGGCCCUGUGGUGGCGGUGGUGGUGGCAGUGUGGUGGGCACGUGGUGGUGCUAAUUGUGGUGGUAGUGGUGGUGGUGGUGGUGGCUCCUGCCUCUCCUCCUGCAGCAUCUUUCCCGGUGGCUCCUCGCUGACCGACACAAGGAUGUUGUCUCCCUCCAUCUCUCCGGCCACCUCUCCGACUCUCACACACAGCGGGUCACCUACGCCGCCCCUCUACCCCUCACAACCCAAGAUCUCCGGCAUUCCCACCGUCGCCGCCGCCUCCAGAUUCACAGCGCCCGUUCACAUCGACGUCGGGGGAUCAAUCUACACAUCAUCUUUGGAGACACUGACGAGGUACCCAGAGAGCAGACUAGCGCGGCUUUUCAACGGGUCCAUCCCCAUCGUGCUGGACUCCCUCAAGCAGCACUACUUCAUAGACCGGGACGGCAAAAUGUUCCGCCACAUCCUAAACUACAUGAGGCACGGGAGGAUGCUGCUGCCAGACGACUUCUCGGACCUCGACCUGCUGCUGGAGGAGGCGAGAUACUUCGAGAUAGAGGGACUGGUGAAGCAGGUAGAGGAGAUGAAGAAAGCUCGUAUGGAGAACAGAAAGAACUCCACCUACUCGUCAUCGUCCUCAUCGGCAAUCCAGUCCUCCACCAACUCCUCGUCAAUCAGACAAAAGCCGCUCGUCAACGGCAUCAAGAAGGAGGACGAGGGGCACGGAUACGACGUGAUCGCCCUAAACAUCUGCCCAGACCUCGGGGAGCGCGUCAUGCUGUCAGGGGAGCGAUGCGUCAUAGAGGAACUGUUCCCCGAGGUGGCACAGGCAAUGAUGGACGCUCGCUCCUCUCUAGCUUGGAACCACGACCACCGCUUCAUCAUCAGGUUCCCACUGAAUGGCUACUGCAAGCUCACGUCCAUGCAGGCCAUACAAAGGCUCCUCAACGCUUGCUUCACCCUUGUCACCAGCAACGGAGGCGGGGUGGAGGGUCAACAGUUUUCCGAGUACCUCUUCUGCAGGAGGUCCUUGCCCCUGUGAUCAGCCCACUGCAGGAGCCCUGGCGCCGCUGGGCUAACGUAUACAAACUUACAUAGACUCUUCUCAUGCUGAACAGAGGGAAAAGUAAUACGAAGCAAGGAAAAUGGAGAUGGGGUUGACUAAUUGGUUGGAUUGGUUGGUUGCUUAGAUGUUUGUGUGUGUGUGUGUGUGUGUGUGUGUGUGUGUGUGUGUGUGUGUGUGUGUGUGUGUGUGUGUGUUUGCGUGUGUCGUCUUUGGCUCCACACAAUCACAUGAGUCGAAGUUAUGACGAUAAAAUUCAAUGAAAGCAGAGGGAAAACACUCUAUAUUUAGACCGCCAUGUCCAAUUCCGCACACUGAAGUGCAAAUAGACUUUUUUCUCUCACAUAUUAGAAUCUUGAACAGGAUGAUGGACAGUGAAGGAGGAGAUAUAAAAAAAUAAAUAAAAAAAAAAAGGUUAUAUAUACUCAAUGGCUGGUGAGAGUUGAGAUGCUUACGAGAGGAGGGUUUGAUACAAAGAGAUAUUAAUAUAUGUUUCUAUGACACUUUUACAGAUGAGAGAUUAGUAUUCGUACAGAUUAUAAUGAUGUUUUAGUCUGUUUCUUUACUCUGUUGACUUAGUGAGGUGAAGGUCGCCCGGGGUGACGGAGAGUCGGGGAGAAAGAAAAGGAGAAUAAGAGAGAGAGAGACUGAGACUUGUUGAUGCUGGUGAGUGUCUAGAUGAUGCUGGUGAUUGUGAGAUGAUGUAUAUUGAUCAUCGUCUUGACCGCCGGGUUUCAACGUGGAUUCUUCUGUGCCAUGCUUCGUACUCACAGUUGGGGCAAGAGACAAGACAUCCCCCUGCAGCACCUCUCAAUGACUGACCCAAUUCAUUCCCUCCUACACACCCGCUAACGAUCAUUGUCAGUAAACACGAGUAUUCAACUCUAAAAAUUUAAUCUGAUCGUGAUUCACCGUACUCGUUUGUUCGAUCUCAAGUCCAGUAUUCCUUGAUAGUGAUUUUUCUUCUUUAUUCAAGGUUUUAUUCCUUUCACAUUUUCCAUUCCCCUUGAGCACAGCCGCCACAGGGCCGUCUGCAGGCGCCUGUGCAUUGAGCGGGGCUGCAGGAGGCGUGCCGUAAGGCUCUCGUUCGCACCGACAGUGUUCUGCCAAGUGAAUCAGGAUAACAGCAUACUUUAAGGGAUAUUUGUAAAGAAAUGAUAUUAGUUUAGCGUUUAGGGACGUUCAGGAGGACGGAAGGUGCUGAGUUGGGAGAGGACAUGACCACGCCCCGCUGCACUGAUACAAUCAACAAUAUGGAAAUUUCAUGUAUGAAAAAAAAAAAGCUGAAAACUUGCUGGACGCUAUAAUCAAGAUCUCGGUUUAUUUGCACCUUCGCAUGCAAGUGAUCUCACCGAUAACGGUACUUCCCUCGCAACAAAGCUCUACCUUACUGGAGUCACCUUCGCCGCGCCGGGCCAGCAGGUGUGCAGGUGUGCGUGUCCUCCCGUAAAACGUGGUGGCACAAAAACCGCCGCGCACUGAGGCACCAGGGCGCGUCCCUCACGGUGGCCUUGUUCCCUCCCAGCUCGGCCGACUCUCUCCCAGCAGCGAUCCUUAAAGAGAAGUUUUAUUGUGCCAUACUUAACAGGAGGCUGACCGGGUGCGGGCGGGUCAGCCACCCACUAGUUGUUUUGUACCGUCGAGAUGAAUAUUUCUAAGGAGCGGGGCGGGAUGGGGCGGGGCGGAGGCAUCACCGCCCGUUUCCUGGAGGAGGCGGUGACGCGCAAGCCUCCCCCCCACCCCUCGCCCCCAGGUGGUGUUCCAGAGGGCGUCACCUUUGAUCAUUACUUUUAUUAUCGUUAUCAUCGUCUCGUCAACUGGCUUAACCCGGCCCGAGUGUCCAUCUCACCUGCCGCCGGUGACCCCGUGACCCGCGACCCUCGGAGGUCAGGGCAGGGCGCAGUACAAACAAAGGUCAAAGACGCCCCGUGAACUAAUGUACAUAAUGAUAAUGAUUAUAAUAAUAUUGGUGUCGCUUUGGUUGUGAGAAACAGCGGGAGGAGAGAACUCUCAGCCCUCACGAGUGUAAGCCCCGCCACGCCCGCCCUCCUCGCCUCCACCCGAGUACUCCCCCACUCACACUGCUCACGCCUCCACAGCUUUCCUGUUUCAUCAUCAGGCACAGAGAACCGAUCAACAAAUAACAAAUAAUCUUCACAUCUGUCAUUGCCGUUUUUCUCAAUCUUAGGAGGAAGAUAGGGAGUCAUGGCGGAGGUGCGAGGAAGGGACAGUGGGCGUGGCGUGCGAUGGGCGUGGGUGUGAGAGUUCCCCGCUGCCGUGUUUCCUGCAGCCCGGCACCGCCCAGCGUCCCCUGACACCCUGGAGCCGCCAAGGUCACGUCACGCCCUCAGUGCAUCCUUACCACAUCCCCACAAACAACUGAACAUGCGAUGGGUGGAUUUUUUUUUUUUUUUCCAUUGCUUUCACUUUUUACUUGUUGAGAUUAAUCUGUGCAUUGAUUCCUUCUUUGCCUCUUCUGUUCUGGUUCCUCCACUCACUCCGCGAUAGUGAGGCCACUUCAACCUCCGGUGAUUCAAAGCAAUGAUUUUUUUUUCAAGUGACGUCAACCUUUCAUCACCACGAGUGACUGAAUAUUCACACUUUAAUUUCACCACUAGAUUCAUUGUAAUUUUCCUCUUAUUGAUAUCAUAGCCUUGUCAUGACCAGCUAAAGUAUCAGAUAAUUAAGACUAAGAGCGUAAACUACAAAACGACCAAAUAAUUUUUCCCAAGUAACAUCCUUCCUUGAUUAACGUCAAAAAACACUACGAGUAAGGAUAUAACUUUUUAUCGCCACAUCUAAACACCUGAGUGACUUGAAAGAAACGUCACAGAACUUUUGAUAAUGACACUAAAGACGAGGAGACGUGGCGGACACUUGGCAGGCUGCAGAGUGGCGGCGGAGAGGCAAUAACUGUUUCCUACGAUAUGUAAGUAAGAACCAGGGCCAAGCGAGCAUCCUUGUGGGGACGCCGCCGUCAGUGUGCGAAGACGGGCGCUUUGGGGUGGAGGGACGAAGGGCAGGACUGUAGGGCGUAGAAGUUUCAGUUGUCACGCCUUUGUUAUUACGUUUACAGAUACGCUAAUUUAUUUUCUCCAUUCGUUUGCUAAUGCAUAAUUCCCUUUUUUCUUGUUUCGUUUACAACUUCAUUACUUCUCCUUCCUUUCCAAAUGCACAAUAUUUUUUUUCCUUUCCUAGCAGAUGCGUAAUUUUUCAUUGACUUACCACCUUUUACUCUCUAUUUUAAUUCCCCUUUAAGGUCACGUAUAAAGCAAUUUCCUUUUGCUCAAUCACUGCACUAUAUGUCGUUCAAAUGUCAGGAGAGAGAAAGAAAUGCUCUUUCUCUACAAAAGGUCAUGGAGCUAAAAUUUCAAGAGUUUUUAAAGUCUAGAAACGGACAAUUUCCCUCCAUCCUCCUCUACUUUUCUCUGACAAUAUCGAAACUCUUUGGAAUUCCUCCCCCUUUCCCUUUACCUUCGACUUCUAUGCACGAAUUAGAAGUAGGUGAAAAUGACAUGAGGAGAGCGCCGCCCCGCCCUCCUUCCCUCCACCCUCACCGCCCCUUCCGCUGCUAUGCAUAUCAUCACACAUGCCCACGCGGCGAUUAGAGACAAACGCUGCCCCUCACGCCUGACGGAGGGCUGACGGUGGUGUGUCGCCAGCGAAAGCAGCAACAGAAGCAACAGCAGCGGCGUCGCGUUACUGACGGACGAACAGACCAGAGGACUUUUUGGCAAGUUUGUCGGAUGAAUCAACAUGGUGCCAUAAGGUAGUAGACAAACUAACAGUCCUGAUUGACCCAGAACACGUGACAUCUAUGUCCGACACACACACACACACACACACACACACACACACACACACACACACACACACACACACACACACACACACACACAGAACGGUCGUAACUCAAUGCAGCACGUGUUGUUGGUGACGAUUUUUUUUAUUACACUGAAGCCGCGUGGAGGUGAUUCGGCUUAAGCCAGUUUACCCGUGAGGAGACGCGAGAUGGACCUUUCUACCGCCUCUACGGAAGGCCUACAAUAAAAGCAUAAUUUUCACUUUUACGACCUGGUGUUCCAUGUCCCUGUCCUCGGUCAAUCGAAGUGCAAGGAACGGUUCUCCUUGCUUUCUGUGAUACGUGUGUAUAUUUUAUACUAACCAGUCAAAAUUCUCAUUAGAUAUAAAGAGAAUAACGUCAUUUUAUCUCAGAGGUGAAGUGUUCCACUCAUCUUCAGGAAUAGAAUAAAUUUAUGUCAAACAGA